UCUUGAUAAUGCCGCGUGCAUUGGUGUGCGUGGGAGUUCAUCCAGGGGCCUAUAUAAAGGGCCGUUCAUUCACGGCGAGCACAUUAAGUUUUAACGAGAAGCUGCCGCCGGAUCCACCAGGUGUAAAAGUAGCCGACACCUGUACAGGAUAUACGUACACCCCGACCAAUGACCUGGCUCCUGAAGUCAGGAAAUCGAUAGAAUUAGACCAAUCCGACCAAGAUGCAGUCAAUGAAAGCCGAUGAACUGCCGGAGAAUCCGCGCGAGACGUCGAACAUCUUCUCGUCCCUGAUGUUCUGCUUUGCCAUGCCCACAUUCUUCAAGGGACGCAAAAAGACUCUGGAUGAGAAUGAUUUGUACCGGGCCUUACAGGAGCACAGAUCAGAUCACCUGGGCAGCAAGCUGAGCGAGGCGUGGGAGAAGGAGGUCGAGAAGAAGCGCAAAAAGAAGAAGACCCCCAGCCUGCUGAAGGCCUCCAUGAACGUGUUUGGCUGGCGCCUGGCCGGCCUAGGCCUGGUCCUCUUCAUCUUGGAGAUCGGUUUCCGAGUUACCCAGCCACUUUUCCUGGGCGGUCUGGUGGCCUACUAUGCGGACGCGAGCAACCAGGAAGGCGAUAACCAGACGAAGGCAUACCUCUACGCCCUGGGCGUGAUCUUGACAAGCGCCUGCAACGUGCUCUUCAUGCAUCCCUACAUGCUGGGCAUGUUCCACAUCGGCAUGAAGGCCAGAAUAGCCAUGACAAGCAUGAUAUAUCGGAAGGCGCUGCGAUUGAGUCGAACGGCGCUGGGCGAUACCACAAUUGGUCAGGUGGUCAAUCUCAUCUCCAACGAUGUGGGCCGGCUGGACGUCUCCGUCAUCCACAUGAACUAUUUAUGGCUGGGCCCGGUGGAGAUUGGCAUUAUCACGUACCUCAUGUACAGGGAGAUUGGCAUCUCCGCCUUCUUCGGCGUGGCGGUGAUGUUGCUGUUCAUACCCCUGCAGGCUUAUCUGGGCAAGAAGACCUCGGUGCUGCGACUGAAAACGGCUCUGCGGACGGAUGAACGAGUGCGCAUGAUGAACGAGAUCAUUUCGGGCAUCCAGGUGAUCAAGAUGUACGCGUGGGAGAUUCCCUUCAGCAAGAUGAUCAACUAUGUGCGCACCAAGGAGAUGAACGCCAUCCGCAACGUGAACUACAUCCGAGGUACGCUGCAAAGCUUCAUCAUGUUCGUCACGAGGAUAUCGGUGUUCGUGAGCUUGGUGGGAUUCGUGCUGCUUGGCAAGCUUCUGACCGCCGAGAAGGCCUUCGUGAUCACCGCCUACUACAAUAUCCUGCGCAACACCAUGACCGUCUACUUCCCCAUGGGAAUAUCCCAGUUUGCCGAGCUCUUGGUCUCCAUCCGGCGUAUCCAGACUUUCAUGCUGCACGAGGAGACGAAGGUGCGUGACAAGUCGGAGGAUCUGGACGAGCAGAAGCUGGGCAAGGCGGGUCUAAUUGCUGAACCCGCCGUGGCCCAGACCACUGGUGUCCUGAAGCCAAGUAGUCGGCGAACCAGCGAAGCGGAGCACAGUAUCGUCAUUAGCAAGCUGAAGGCCAAGUGGGAUCAGAAGAGCACGGACUACACGCUGGACAACAUCUCGCUUAAGUUCAAGCCCCGUCAACUUGUGGCAGUCAUUGGGCCAGUGGGCUCCGGAAAAUCCAGCUUGAUCCAGGCUGUUCUGGGAGAACUUAAUCCGGAUUCUGGUUCGGUCAAAGUCAAUGGCACUCUCUCCUACGCCUCUCAGGAGCCGUGGCUCUUCACCGGCACUGUGCGCCAGAACAUACUCUUUGGACUGCCCAUGGACAAGCAUCGCUACCGCACUGUGGUCAAAAGGUGUGCCCUGGAGCGGGACUUUGAGCUGCUGCCCUAUGCUGACAAGACUAUUGUAGGCGAGAGAGGAGCAUCUCUCUCUGGGGGACAGAAAGCACGUAUCAGUUUGGCCAGAGCUGUUUACCGGAAGGCUGACAUCUACCUGUUGGACGAUCCCCUGAGUGCCGUGGACACCCAUGUCGGACGUCAUCUGUUCGAUCAGUGCAUGCGUGGAUUCCUGCGCGAGGAAAUCGUUCUGCUUGUGACCCAUCAACUGCAGUUCCUGGAACAGGCCGACGUUAUUGUGAUCAUGGACAAGGGCAAGAUCAGCGCUAUGGGAACCUACGAGUCCAUGGCCAAGAGCGGCCUGGACUUCGCCCAGAUGUUAACGGAUCCCAGCAAGAAGGAUGAGGGUGCCGGCGAUGCCCCGGACAAGAAGAGUCUCUCGCGGCAGAACAGUAAAUUGCGCGACCGACACGGUAGCAUCUCCUCCAUGGAAUCUGCAGCCGAGUCCUUGGCCGCAGAGUCACCCAUGCAGACGCAGGAAGGCCGCGUGGAGGGACGCAUAGGAAUGAAGCUCUACAAGAAGUACUUUGGAGCGAACGGCUACGGACUGUUUAUCGUGUUUGCGUUCUUCUGCAUAGGUGCCCAGGUGCUCGCCUCUGGUGGUGAUCUCUUCUUGUCCUACUGGGUGAACAAAAAUGGUGAAGCAGAGCGCGACACAUUUAUGGCCAGAUUGAGACGCGCCUUUCCCGAAACCCGCAUCAACGCCGACACCGAUCCUGUGGACAUCUACUACUUUACGGGUAUCAAUGUGUCUGUGAUCAUCUUCUCGCUGGUGCGGAGCAUGCUCUUCUUCUACCUGGCAAUGCGCAGCUCCACGACACUGCACAACACGAUGUUCCAAGGUGUGACCCGAGCGGCGAUGCACUUCUUCAACACCAACCCCUCCGGACGCAUCCUCAAUCGCUUCUCCAAGGACUUGGGUCAAGUGGACGAGAUUCUUCCCUCCGUGAUGAUGGACGUGAUGCAGAUCUUCCUCGCCAUCUUGGGCAUCGUUGUCGUCCUGUGCAUUGUUAACGUAUGGUACAUCCUGGCCACGGUUUUCCUUGUGAUCGUUUUCUACAUCCUACGCGUCUUCUAUCUGAACACAUCCCGAGAUGUAAAGCGGCUCGAAGCUGUCACACGGUCCCCCAUUUACUCCCAUUUGAGUGCUUCCCUUAAUGGCCUGGCCACCAUCCGAGCAUUUGGAGCGCAGAAGGAACUGAUUGCCGAGUUCGACAACUACCAGGAUAUGCACAGCUCUGGCUACUAUAUGUUCCUUGCUACGAGUCGAGCCUUUGGGUACUGGCUGGACUGCGUUUGUGUCGUCUACAUCGCCGUAAUCACACUGAGCUUCUUCCUGUUCUCCCCGGAGAACGGUGGUGAUGUCGGUCUGGCCAUUACCCAAGCCAUGGGCAUGACCGGUAUGGUCCAGUGGGGAAUGAGACAAUCGGCAGAGCUGGAGAACACGAUGACGGCAGUGGAGCGAGUGGUGGAGUAUGAGGAUCUUGAGCCGGAGGGUGACUUCGAGUCCAAGCCAAAUAAGAAACCGCCAAAGGAUUGGCCAGAGGAUGGAAAGAUCGUGUUCGACGACCUUUCGCUGAAGUACUUCCCCGAUAAGGCGGCCGACUACGUGCUCCGAUCUCUGAACAUUGCGAUCGAGGGUUGCGAAAAGGUGGGCAUUGUGGGACGCACUGGUGCCGGCAAAUCUUCGCUGAUCAACGCUCUGUUCCGUCUGUCCUACAACGAGGGUGCCAUCCUGAUCGACAGGCGCGAUACCAACGACCUGGGGCUGCACGAUCUGCGCAGCAAGAUCUCCAUUAUUCCUCAGGAGCCGGUGCUGUUCUCGGGCACAAUGCGUUACAAUCUGGAUCCCUUCGACGAGUAUAGCGACGCCAAGCUGUGGGAGUCUCUGGAGGAGGUUAAGCUUAAGCAAGUGGUGGCUGAUCUUCCCAGUGGCUUGCAGAGCAAGAUAUCCGAAGGGGGUACCAACUUCAGCGUGGGUCAGCGCCAGCUCGUGUGCCUAGCUAGGGCCAUUCUCCGAGAGAAUCGCAUUCUGGUGAUGGACGAGGCAACGGCUAACGUGGAUCCGCAAACGGAUGCUCUUAUCCAGACGACAAUUAGGAACAAAUUCAAGGACUGCACGGUGCUCACAAUUGCCCAUCGCUUGCAUACGGUUAUGGACUCGGACAAGGUGCUGGUAAUGGACGCUGGAAAGGCGGUGGAGUUCGGAUCUCCGUUCGAGCUGCUCACAACCAGCGAGAAGAAGGUGUUCCACAGCAUGGUGAAGCAGACAGGAGACUCGACUUUCGAUGCCCUGCUGAAGGUUGCCCAAAAGGCCCAUGACGACAACCUGCGGCUCAAGAAGGAUUCUUGACAUUUCGCCGUGCCGAAGGCUUUUAAAGACUACAUACUUAAGAUACUGGAACCAAUUACGAAUCAUCCGGCGGCCAAUGCGGGUAUUCAGAAGACCUUCCUCUUUGCGGAGGCCUCCAAGCAGAAGUUGUUAGGAUAGCACGCCAUCAGCGGCACCAGCAGACAUCCACACUGAGCGGCCGCUGAGGAACUUUUUACAAUACGUGUACAAAUCAUAUUAAUUGUUAGUCAGGUGUAUAAAACUAGGAAAUCAAAAAGCAAGACAAUAAGCUGAUGUUAGAGGAGCGUAGGAGUAAAUGUUUUUGUACCUUAAAAAAGAUUGAUAUAAAAUGCAAAUUGUGCAAUAAUUAAUUUAGCUGAACUUUGUGCAUUGGCCUUCAAAAGGUCGCAUUGCAUUUGUAUUAUGUGUUCCAGUAAAACGACAAUAACAACCUUAAAGAAAAAAAAUCAAAAAACCCCAAAAAAAGGAAAAAAUUAAAAGAGAAUUCUAUGAAAUGUUACGCCUAGUAUAGUAUAUGAGUGUUUUUAUAGUAAUUUAUUAAUGUACAGGUAUACAAUAAAUGUAACAGCUCGGUUGGUUCUUUUGUUAAAACGUU
Molecule: messenger RNA, 4840 nt
Organism: Drosophila erecta
Lineage: Eukaryota; Metazoa; Arthropoda; Insecta; Diptera; Drosophilidae
Gene: Mrp5
Product: probable multidrug resistance-associated protein lethal(2)03659
Exons: 10
Coding region: 223-4245 (1340 amino acids)
Biological process (GO): transmembrane transport
Cellular component (GO): membrane
Molecular function (GO): ATP binding; ABC-type transporter activity; ATP hydrolysis activity
Source: RefSeq, a predicted model, not a curated record